AUGGGCGAGCUGCCUGCGUCAUCCGGCCCCAUUGUGGCGGACUUGCACCUAAAGUUUGUGCACGAGCUAGAUGACAACACACAAUGGAAAGCGCAGCAUCUCAAGAUGAACGGCGUCUACUGGGGACUCAGUGCACUUGUACUGCUGCGCCGCUUGGACUAUAAGCCAGACACCGUUGUCAAUUUUGUACUCUCCUGCUACAACAGCGAUGGCGGGUUUGGCGGCAAUACAGACAUGGAUUCUCACCUGCUCCCUACCAUGUCCGCCGUGCAGCUGUUGUGCAUCUUUGACGCAGUCGCGCUCAUUGAUGUGGAGCGAACGGCACGCUGGAUCGCGUCAAUGCAGCUGCCGGACGGCUCUUUUCAAGGCGACGAGUGGGGCGAGGUGGACACUCGCUUCUCCUACAUCGCCCUCAGCUGCCUUCGGCUCCUGGGGCGCUGCAACUGCAUUGAUGUCGAGGCGGCCGUCCAGUACGUGCUGCGGUGCCAGAACUGGGACGGUGGUUUCGGCGUCUCGCCUGGGGCAGAGAGCCACGCGGGUCAGAUCUUCUGCUGCGUGGGUACUCUCUGUAUAGCAAAUGCCCUCGAUCGCAUCGACAGGAAUCGCGUGGCAGCAUGGCUGGCGAUGCGCCAGCUUCCCUCUGGCGGCCUCAACGGGCGGCCAGAGAAGAAGGCGGACGUGUGCUACAGCUGGUGGGUUGUAUCGUCCCUCUCCGCUCUUGGCCGCAUUGACUGGAUCGACAAGGAGGCGCUAUUUCAGUACAUCCUCAGUUGCCAGGACACGCAGGACGGUGGCUUCUCCGACAAACCGGGCAACCAAGCGGAUGUGUAUCACACCUUCUUUGCCCUUUGCGGGCUUAGCCUUCUGGGGUACGAGGGGUACAAUCUGGAUGCCAUCAAUCCUGUGUACGCGCUCUCCUACGAUGCUUUGGAUCGUCUGAAGAUUGCACCGGAGUAUGGCUCGCAGGUUGGACGGCGCCCGCCACGAUCAUGA
Leishmania braziliensis MHOM/BR/75/M2904 is the source of this 993-nucleotide messenger RNA. Its product is annotated as putative geranylgeranyltransferase. Gene Ontology annotation, cellular component: Rab-protein geranylgeranyltransferase complex. The record is from RefSeq and is a predicted model, not a curated record. The coding region runs from base 1 to 993 and encodes 330 amino acids. NCBI's taxonomy places the organism in Eukaryota, Euglenozoa, Kinetoplastea, Trypanosomatida, Trypanosomatidae. The transcript has a single exon. Gene Ontology annotation, biological process: protein geranylgeranylation. Gene Ontology annotation, molecular function: Rab geranylgeranyltransferase activity.